Populus euphratica (Euphrates poplar) is the source of this 593-nucleotide messenger RNA. Its product is annotated as protein YIF1B-A-like. The transcript is spliced from 5 exons. Bases 123 to 593 code for a protein of 156 amino acids. The record is from RefSeq and is a predicted model, not a curated record. Gene Ontology annotation, biological process: endoplasmic reticulum to Golgi vesicle-mediated transport. Lineage: Eukaryota; Viridiplantae; Streptophyta; Magnoliopsida; Malpighiales; Salicaceae. Gene Ontology annotation, cellular component: endoplasmic reticulum-Golgi intermediate compartment; COPII-coated ER to Golgi transport vesicle; Golgi membrane.
GCUCUCCGCGCGACCUUAGCCAUUGCAUUUCACAGAUUGAGCAAUACAGAAAGUGAAAAAAGAAAUUUAGCAACAAAGCUUCAGUGACAUAUGAGAAGUAGGAUUUUAGGGUGGAGGUGAAAAUGAAUCCCAAAUCCAUUCCAUUUUCUGCAGCUGGUUCAGGGCUCAUUCGAGGGGGAUUGGGUGCUUAUGGAGAGAAAAUUUUUGGGUCAGGCUCUGAGUAUGUACAAAGCAAUAUAAGCAAGUGCUUCUCUUACCCUCAAUAUUACUUCCAAGUGAAUGGCCAUUAUGUCAGGAACAAAUUGAAGAUUGUUCUUCUUCCUUUUCUAAACAGGGGUCACUGGACAAGAAUAACUGAGCCAGUUGGAGGCAGGCUAUCCUAUAAACCUCCAAUUAAUGACAUAAAUGCUCCAGAUUUAUACAUUCCUUGCAUGGCAUUUGCUACCUACUUGGUUCUUUCUGGCAUCUCAUUGGGCCUUUCUGGGAAGUUUUCACCAGAGGCCUUAAAUUGGCAGUUUGUUAAGGGAAUGAUAGGCUGGUUUUCCGAAGUGAUGCUGCUGAAAGUUUCAAUUCUUUCACAUUUUAAAUUUUAA